AUUUGAUGCUGGGUGUAAUGCAAAUGUAAGUCUCUGUCUUUGCUUGUGGGAACACAUUAAGGGUCAUUGAAGCAUACUCAAGUUAGUUGUCACUCUCGAUGUACUGUUGGUCUUUUGGUUUUAGAUUCGUUGUUUUGUAUGAGUUGUUGUUUUUCUGAGCUUGAAAUUGAUUUCAUUUUCAUGUUUCAUCUUCAACUGCUAUGAGUUGAAGUAAAUGCUUUGUUAUGCAUCGGUGAAAUGCCAAUGUAGUCUCUGUCUUUGCUUCUGGAAGAUAAGACUAAACAAAUCUGUAUACCAUACCCUUUGGUUGUUCAGUCUAAUCAAUACUGCGCCUAGUAUUCCGCAAAUCCAAUCUCUUGUGCUUCGGACAUGAAAUGAAAUAAUGUUAGGGGAUAGUCAAGAUGCUCGUGUUGGUUAACUGCCAUUUCCAUUUCUUUUCAUUUCAUUUCGCUUCCGUUCUUUAUAUUUCACUGGAAUUUAAUUUGUACUCAUUAUGUAGUUUCUAGAAUGAAUGUGGAUCAUGUUUCGGAUGGUUUUUUACUUCUCUGGUUCCUGAUUUUGUCUUUUUAGUUAAUGAUCAUUUGCUAUAUUGUUACUUUAAUUUAUAUGUCGUCACUAGUUUAUUAGCAACUAAUAAGAGUUCCUGUUUACAGUGAUGGAUUGAUUGUUCUUGAAAUGUGUUUCUAUAAAAUUUGUUUUCUUCAUGAUCAUCAUACUGUUAUGAUGAGUCAAGGUGGCUUUUGUUAUUUAGUAUUGGUGCUGCAUAUUAUGGGCAUUACAGAAGUAUUGCUAUUCUUGAUUAAUCUAUUAGAGAUAGAAGUUAACCACCAACUGCACUACAGUAUACAUUUUGAGGAGGUUCAAGUCUUUCUCUUUUUAAAUUGCAAAGAGGAAAACCAGAGUUGUUGUUUGUGGAAUUAGCGUGAUUGAGCGUAUUACUCUGCUGUUACAAUUUCAAUUCAGUCUCUUGUUUGCUCAGGCCAGAGCAUUUUAAAUUUAAAAGUAUGAGAAAAGUAAUAUCCUGAAAUUAAAAGUUAAAUCAAAUCUGCGACCGAUAUUUUUCUUUUCAUAUGGAAUUGAUUAUAGUGGAGCUUCUAGAAGGAAGCUUUGCAUCCGGAAGUCUCUCAGUAUUUCUCAAAACCUUAAGAGACCCAUGCCAUAUAGUCUGUCAGCGAAUGGCCUUGCAAUCAAAACCGGAAAUCAAGUCCGAAAGUCUUGCUGGAAAAUAAAACUGGUAGGAGUUAAUCCUCUGAAACCACGUAAAAACAAUGCAUGCAACACAACAAAGUUUGAGAAAAACCAACGAAUGAUGACUCGAGAAAAACUCAAGAAAACAUGAAGAAAACGUUAUAUCAUAAAUUAAUGGCAAAUGCAAAGAUCAAAUUAGUCAUUGAGAAAGAUGAUAUGUCAAUCACACACAUAUGUAAAAUAGGCAACCAUUGUCACUUUCCCAAACUAUAUGAAAGAAGAACAAAACACAACGAGUUUGUUCUUGUUUUGCAUCUUAACAACAAUAUCCUCGUUUCUACUUUAUAAAAAAGCCAAAGCAGUAUUAACUUUAUUUGUCCAACGUUGAUAACUUAUAAUAUAUUUCUUUAGGGUCAUUCUUUACCAAAGUUUGCAUACUCGUAAGGAAAUAAUGUGUUGAACCAUUAAAGUAAAUACUGUUUUUGCUUUUUGUAAAACAGCGAACGACAAUCAAAUACUCUUUGUUUAAAUGUCACCAAACGCUGCACGAUGUGUUCAUACUACUAAAUGAACAAUGCAUGUUAUGUGUGUAUAUAUAGGGACUUGGACCACUUACUACAAAACACACACACACACAUACAACAGAACGAAAUUAAAACGUGCACCGAUUCUGAGAAAGGAUGAUAGGAACCAACUCAAUGAGCCUAUUUCUGUUCUUCUCUUCUAUUUCAAGUUUUUUAUACUCUUCUGCUUCUCUUACACUUUGUCGUCCCGACCAAAGGGACGCACUUCUCGAGUUCAAGAGUGAGUUUGAGCUUGGCAACCCUCCUGAGUUUCUUGACGAGUUAUUACAUGAUUAUCUGGUUCCUGUCAAUGUAACCUCUUAUCCCAAGACAAAAUCAUGGGCAAACAACAGCGACUGUUGUCAAUGGGACGGUAUCACAUGCGAUGCUAACUCAGGUAUGGUGACUGGGGUAGACCUUAGUUACAGCUCCCUCCAUGGUCAUUUCAAACUCAAUAGCAGUCUUUUUGUACUGCGACAACUCCGAAAUCUCAACCUUGCUUACAACGAUUUCAAUGCGUCUCCAAUCCCGUCUGGCUUCAAUAAACUCAUGGGGUUAGAAAGACUUAACCUCUCCCACUCUUGGUUUUCUGGUCAGAUUCCACCUGAGAUUCUUCAUCUUACCAAGUUGGUGUCUCUCGACCUUUCUUCUUGUUUUAACCUCUCUCAAAGUCGUCCCUUGUUUAUAGAUAAACCCUUUCUUGGUCAACUUGCUCAGAACUUAACAAACCUUAGACACCUUGAUAUGAGCUACGUAAACAUUUCCUCAGAAAUUCCUCAAAUGAUCUCAAACCUGACCUCUCUAAGAUCAAUCUGCCUUCAUAAAUGCCACUUAUUCGGAAGACUUCCUUUGAGUUUUCUUCGGAGUCCUAUUAUUCAAUCAAUUGAUUUGAGUAUGAAUCCAUAUCUAGAAUCCUCUCUCCCAGAAUUCAAUGGAAGUAACUCUCUUGUAUAUCUGGACCUCUCUGAAACAUCUAUUUCAAGAGAUGUCAAAUGGGCCUCAUGUCCAUGGGCAAACCAUGUCCAAACCCAUUUGGACUAACCAAAUUAGACCCAUAAAUAAAGCUGUCCAAUUGGGUUGAUGUCCAAUAAAUCCCAAAUUCGAUGGGCUUAACCAUCUGGACAUGGACGGCCCAAUGAUCUAAAAAAACUAGGGUUUUCAUUUGGGGAAAAAUCCAGAGUCGCGAUUCUCUCUCUCUCAAACUGUCUCUCUCGAAGUCUCGAUUCUCUCUCAAACUCGGCGACGAUCCGCCUUUCUCCGCUCUCGGUCCGCCUCUCCCGACUCUCGAUCCGCCUCUCCCGACUCUCUAACUUCUUCGAUUCGCUUCAGCCUUCAGUUUGAUGGAAUGAUGGGUUUGCGAUUCCACAGAGUCUCGGCUCUCUCACUCUCCUAGAUUGAAGAAGCUCUCUCGUCCCGCCUCUCACUCUCGCGUCUGAAUCGUCUCCGAUCGAAGAACCAUAUACUUCUCCCGUCUCUCAGCUUGAGCCUCACUCUCCUGGAUCGAAGAACAUUCGACCCUUUCACUCUCAGUCUCUCGAGUCUCUUACUUUCUCACCUCUCAGGUAAAUCAGUCACUCUCAGUGGGUUUGUUUGAUUGUCUAGUUGAUGGGUCUGAGAUGGGUUUAGACUUUGAAAAGUAAACUUCACUUGCUUUCAUUGUUUAUGACUUUGAGAUGGGUUUCUGGUUCAUGACUUUUAGUCACUCUCUCUGGUUCGUGGCUUUAACAUUUAGCUCUCUUGGGUUUGCUUGUUUGAGAUUGUGUUUCUAGAAUGUGUUUCUGUAACUCAAAACUACGGGUAUUAUUAUUUGUUUCACGACUUGUAACUUGCUUACAUUGCUUUAGAAUGUUUGAUGGUUCUAUUGCUUUCAUGGCUUGUUUCUAGUUCACAGUUUCUGGUUCAUGGUUUGUUUCUAGUUCACGCUUAAUGGGUUUGUUUGCUUCUUUAGCGAGAUGGGCUCACAGUUUCUAGUUCACGCUUAAUGGUUCAUGGUUUGUUUGCUUCUUUAGCGUUUCUUCUUUCGUAGCUUGUUUAUGUCUUACUGGCUACUGUUGUUUUCUUGCGAGAUGUAUAUGGGUUUCUCUGAUGUUUUUUUUUUAUUGCUUUCAGAUGGAUACAUUGAGUUUGAACAAUGAUGAUGACUACCUGAGUGACAAUGGGGAUUCAGAACAGGAAAUGGACGAGAACAAUCCUGUGGUGGACGAGUCUCUGAUGAGUACAGCCGAGGUGAAAGGUAAACACAAGCGUAGACACUCUAAGUGCUGGAACUUUUUUACUAUAGAAGGAGAUAGGAUGCCUGAUGGAAAAUUUAAAUGCGUCUGCAACUACUGUAACCACUUCUACAUCAUAGACUUACAUAGAAGUGGAACCACUACUCUGCUUCGCCACUCAAGAACCUGCUCUAAAACCCCUAAUAAUACAUGUCCUAAGAUCGAUCAGCUGGUGUUUCGAGAAAUGAUUGCUGUGGCUAUUGUCGAGCAUGAUCUACCUUACUCCUUUGUUGAGUACAGAAGAGUUCGAGAAGCUUUGCAUUAUGCCAACCCGACCAUAGAGUUUUGGUGUCGAAACACGGCGGUUUCAGAUGUUUUUAAGAUCUUCGAGAGGGAGAAAAUGAAGCUCAGGCAGGUGUUGAGUGAAGUUCCGGGUAGGAUCUGUCUAACGACGGAUCUAUGGAGAGCAAUCACAAUCGAAGGCUAUCUCUGUCUUACUGCCCACUAUGUCGACACUGAGUGGAACCUUAGAGCUAAGAUCCUCUCCUUCUGUGCUUUCCCUCCACCCCAUUCUGGUCCGGCCAUUGCCAUGAAACUAAUGGAGCUGAUUAAAGAAUGGGGGUUGCAGAAGAAGGUCUUCACAGUAACCGUAGACAAUGCCUCCUCAAAUGACAACAUGCAAGGAUUUCUCAAGAGGCAACUUAGAAAGGAUUUAGUCUGCGGUGGCGAGUUCUUUCACAUCAGGUGUGCUGCUCACAUUCUGAAUCUCAUUGUCCAAGACGGAUUAGCGGUGAUAAGUGAGGCUUUGGAGAAGAUCAGAGACAGUGUUAAGUAUGUCAAGGUCAGUGAGUCUAGAGAGUUGCUGUUUCAAGGCUGUGUGGAGACUCUUGGAAUUGUUAAGAAAGGCAGUUUAGUUUUGGAUGUCACUACGCGGUGGAACUCAACUUAUAUGAUGCUGUCUAGGGCUCUUCACUACAAAGAAGCAUUUAAGAAUCUUGCAGAAAUCGAAGCAAGUUACAAGAGCUUACCUACAGAGUCUGAGUGGUUAAGAGCUGGGCUGAUUUGUAAUCUGUUACAGCCGUUUGAAGAGAUGACAAGGCUCAUUUCCGGCUCUUCUUACCCUACCGCGAAUCUGUACUUCAUGGAAGUAUGGAAAAUUCAAAAUUGGUUGAGUUCAAAUGAGUUCCAUGAAGAUACAGUGAUUGCUGAUAUGGUGGCUUCCAUGAGGAUGAAGUUUGUUAAGUAUUGGGAAGAGUACAGCGACAUUUUAGCCAUUGCAGCAGUGUUAGAUCCUAGGCUAAAGUUCAAGGUUUUGGAGUACUGCUACCACAGUUCAGAUCCAGCAACUUGUAAAUCCCGAAUGGAUUACAUACGCAAAAGGAUGUUGAAGCUGUAUGGAGAUUACAAGAAGAAUACUAGUGCGCAUAGUUCACAAGAAGUAGAAGCAAAUGCUUUACCAUCUGGUUAUGGGGGCUUCUAUGAGUUCUUCUCUCAACAAGCAGGAACAAGGAAAUCUGCUUUAGAUUUGUAUCUGAGUGAACCUGUGCUCGAUAUGGUUGCAAAUCAAAAGUUAGAUGUCAUCAAGUACUGGAGGGACAAUGCAAACAGGUUUAAGGAGCUGUCUCGAAUGGCAUGUGAUGUCCUAUGCAUCCCAAUAACAACAGUGUCGUCUGAGUCAUCCUUCAGUGUGGGAAGUCGGGUUCUUAGCAAGUACAUGAGCCGCCUUCUUCCAUCAAAUGUCCAAGCUUUGAUUUGUGCUAGAAACUGGCUUCGUGGUUUUGAAGUGAUUGCUGGAUGCGAUUUAGAUGAGGAAGUUCAGGAAGAUGCCAAUGAGGAAGCAGAAGGAAAUGGAAAGAAGAAGAAGACUCGACACAAUUAAAGGUUAAUCUCUAAUGAUGGAGUGAGAGGAAAGACUGAAGUUUAAUUAUGUGUGUAUGAACCUAAUCUAAUGUAUGUAUGAACCUAAUCUAUGCUUUGGAGUUUGAAUAAUGUAUGAACCUAAUCUAUGCUUUGGAGUUUGAAUAAUGUAUGAACCUAAUCUAUGUAUGUAUGAAGCUUAUUUAGGCCAUUGGAUGAUGUAUGAACUUUAUCUAUAUUUUUAAACUCCAUGAAAUGUAGUGAAAUUAUGUUGCAUAUAAAUUUUUGUAUUUUAACACUGUUUUUUUAAUUGGGCCUCGCGGAAUGCCCAUUUGGUCUGGACAGUUUGGACAUGGUCCAAUUUGGACUUAAAAAUAAUAUUGUCCAAUAAACUAGUUUGUCCAUUUGGACAUGCCCAUUGGACAUGGACAGCCCAUUUGACAUCUCUACAUACCAACCUCCAUUGGCAACCUCAAACACUUGAAUGUCUUGAGAUUUGACAAUUGUAACCUCACAGGGAAGAUUCCAUUUUCAAUUGGAAACCUUUCUCUCCUCAACACUCUCCACCUUUCUUCUAAUAACUUUGAUGGUGAAAUCCCAUCUUCAAUACAAAACCUUAACCAAAUGACCAAUGUAAAUGUGUUGAAUAACAUGUUCAGUGGAGAUUUUCUCACUGCAUUACUCAAUCUCACAAAGUUAACAGAUUUAGCAUUAGCCUUCAAUCACUUCACAGGCGCUCUUUCUCCUAACAUCACUUCACUCUCCAACUUGAAGUACUUUGAUGCAAGUUUAAACUCUUUUGUUGGAUCAAUCCCGUCUACUCUCUUCACCAUUCCUUCUUUGGAGACAAUAUUUUUAAAUAAUAACCAACUCAGUGGCCCUCUUGAGAUUGGGAAUAUAUCUUCAAUGUCUAAGCUACAAGAACUAGAUCUCUCCCGAAACGAUUUGACAGGGCCAAUCCCUAGAUCCAUAUCAAAAUUUGUCAACCUUGUGUUCCUUGAUCUUUCCUAUUUGGACACUCAAGCGCCAUUUGACUUUGGUAUCUUCUAACAUCUCAAGUUGCUCAAACAUCUUUACCUAUCCUACUUAAACACCACCACUGUGAUUGAUUUGAAUAAAAUUUCAUCCUCGCAUCUCGAGUCGCUGACUACAUUGCGUCUUUCAGGCAACUAUGUUUCACCUAAAAACAUGAGUUCAGUUUCCAUUCUUUCAUCGCAACUGAACAGGUUGAAAAUGUCAGACUGUGGUAUCACAAGAUUUCCAAAGUUCAUAAGA
Messenger RNA from Brassica napus (rape), 7093 nucleotides. RefSeq names its product zinc finger BED domain-containing protein RICESLEEPER 3-like. The coding region runs from base 3837 to 5840 and encodes 667 amino acids. Gene Ontology annotation, molecular function: DNA binding; protein dimerization activity. NCBI's taxonomy places the organism in Eukaryota, Viridiplantae, Streptophyta, Magnoliopsida, Brassicales, Brassicaceae. The record is from RefSeq and is a predicted model, not a curated record. The transcript is spliced from 6 exons.